This is a messenger RNA of Aedes aegypti (yellow fever mosquito), 1274 nucleotides long. It is a transcript of the gene BI-1, whose product is annotated as bax inhibitor 1. The transcript is spliced from 3 exons. Gene Ontology annotation, biological process: negative regulation of RNA splicing; negative regulation of endoribonuclease activity; cellular response to unfolded protein. The record is from RefSeq and is a predicted model, not a curated record. Gene Ontology annotation, molecular function: enzyme binding. Lineage: Eukaryota; Metazoa; Arthropoda; Insecta; Diptera; Culicidae. The coding region runs from base 224 to 946 and encodes 240 amino acids. Gene Ontology annotation, cellular component: mitochondrial membrane.
UCAAAACAGCAGUCUAUCGUUGAAGUCCGAAGAAAGAACAUUAUUUUUAUUGCCUCGCGAGCGAAAAAAAAAAAUAACUAAACGGGAGUGUCAAAUCGAGAUCAUUCUAUCGAAAAGAAAAUUAAGUCGUAAUUUUUAGAGGAAAAACAACUUUAAUCCGUAUAGUAGCCGAAGGGGAACAUAAUUUCUGAUCAAAACUCGGCCCUACCUGCAAUCAAUCGCAAUGGCCACGUCAUUCUCAAAUUUUUCCUACGAACGAUUCAUGCGGAACAUGGGUCAAAAUCUGGAGCCCAGUGUACGGUAUCACCUUUCGAAGGUGUAUGCCUGUCUUACUGCCACAUGCGCCAUGGCCACAGUUGGAUCAAUUAUACAUCUGCAAGGCAUCUGGGAGGCCGGUAUACUCAGUGCACUCAUCUCACUGGGCCUAGUGCUAGGAUUGGUUUUCACACCUGACAAUGGCAAAAACUUUAACCUGCGUUUGGGAUUGCUGCUUGGAUUUGGGGCAUUCAGCGGUCACUCUUUGGGACUGCUGUUGGAACAGGUCAUUUUCAUCAAUCCGGCCAUCGUCGUAACGGCUCUUGUCGGAACAACUACGAUAUUCACAUGCCUGAGUGCCGCAGCAGUGCUAGCCAAACGUGGUAGUUAUCUGUUCCUUGGAGGCAUCCUGAUGAGCACACUCAGUGCAAUGGCUCUCAUUAGCCUGGGUAAUUUGCUGUUCCGCUCGUACUUUGUACAAGAGCUCAACUUGUACGUUGGUUUCGCGGUAAUGUCCGGCUUCGUUCUGUUCGACACUCAAAUGAUCAUGGAGAAGCACCGUAUGGGUAGCAAUGAUUGCAUCGCACACUCACUGGAUCUAUUCUACGACGUCAUCAGCAUUUUCCGCCGUCUGUUGAUUAUCCUUACUCAGAAAGAACAGAACAACGAGCGCAAGAAGAAGAAGAACUAAGCUCAAAUGGGACUGAACAUAACAGUUUUUAAAAUUAUUCUGUGUAUGCACGGUAUUAAUUGCGAUGCAACGGUAACUAUGGAUGCAUCUAUUUGAUACAUCCAUCAUUACGAUCCCUUCUAUUCAUAGGCCAGUUCAUUAGAGCAAUGUGAGAAUACUCUUCUGGAAUGGUUUGGGUUGAUAUUGAAGUCAGUAAAUUUGGUAAGUCCACAGGAGUCUACAUGUGACGACACACAGCGUUCUAAAUUCUAGAGAAAAAAACAUGUUUUACUAUACCAUUACAUGUGUUUGUUCAUCAUUACAAAUCAGUCAUGAAAUUUUAAAAUAA